This is a messenger RNA of Porites evermanni, 846 nucleotides long. The record is from the annotation of a GenBank genome assembly. NCBI's taxonomy places the organism in Eukaryota, Metazoa, Cnidaria, Anthozoa, Scleractinia, Poritidae.
GGAGAGAGGUUAUUUUCUCACUCUGAUAACCUAUCUAAAACCUUGCAGUCGACGAGGAUGUCUGCAGUCAGUGGACAACGUUUAGCGCAACUCACUAAGUCAGUACUAGAGAGCAUCCGAAAUGAUGAUAGCUUUUCAGCAUUCUACUCAAUAGUCCUUCGCAAAAGCAAAGAUCACGCCAUUUCUGAUCCGCUUCUUCCACGAAAGCGUCGAGCACCUGCAAGGAUCGAGGUCGGAAGUGGACAGCCAACCUUUCCCGAAACACCGAAGGACCACUAUCGGCGCAUCUACUUUGAGGCUAUUGAUCUGAUAGUUAAUGCCAUAGAACAGCGUUUCAGUCAACCAAGCUUUACAGCCUAUGAAAAGAUGGAGUCCCUCUUACUAAAAGGUAUCAAUGGGGAAUCCUACACAGCAGAGCUCGACUACAUGAAAGUGUCAUACAAGGACGACAUCAAUUUUGACUCGCUGAAGGCCCAACUUCAUGUCCUGCGUCAGAUUCUGAAGGAUAAAGGUGCGAUGGAAUGCUUUGAUGAUGUUCUCUGCGAAGUUAAGAAGCUACCUAAAGAAGAACGAAGCCUAAUUGGUGAAGCAGUAAUACUAUGUAAGAUUUUGGCGGUCAACCCAGCAACCAGUGCUUGCUGUGAAAGAUCUUUUUCAGCGGCACGUCGCCUGAAGACGUGGCUGAGAUCGAACAUGAAACAGCAGCGAUUCAGCAACUUGACAGUACUUAAUUGUCAUAAGAAAUUAACGGAAAGCUUGGACGUGAUUCAGAUCGCAAACACAUUUGCUGGACGGAAUGAAAAUCGUAUGAAGAAUUUCGGUAUCUUCACUAAUGCCGACCUAUAA